AUGGAGGCCUGAGCCACGAUCCUGAGAGCUCACCCUCCCUGUCGGAGUUCGGAGGUGUGUCGGAGCGAAGCCCGUUGGUGAUCCAUACACACUCUCACCCACGGGCCUCGCCGAGCCCCCCACCCAUCCUCCACGACCUGCAACAGUCAGACAGCCCCUCCUAUGUCCUCCUGAACCUCGCAAAAGGCAUCACAGCCUCCUCAGAGUCGCUGAUCUUUGCGGCAGACGGCGCCGGGGAGGAUGACGAUGAGGGCGUCUCGUCGGGGGACUACGGGAUAGAUGGCAGUGCUCCCUGGUAUCUGCGGGUGCAGGAGCUGGCACACGACAGUCUGAUUGCUGCCACGCGGGCACAGCUCGCCAGAGAUGCCAAGGCCAGCCAGGACGCCAGAGCUGCAAGUGUCAGUAACGGUGACCACACACACAGUUUGGCAGCGGACGGGGAUAAGCGAGAGCUGCAGUCUCGGACCAGCCGCCCCCUCUCCAAGCAGAUCCUCCGCUGCUCGUUUGAGGGUUGCUGCAGGACGUUCACGUGGCCCGCUCACCUCAAAUACCACCUCAAAACACACAGGAACGACCGGAUGUUCAGGUGUGGCGCCGAGGGCUGCGGGAAGAGUUUCUACGUGCUGCAGAGGCUGCAGGUCCACAUGAGGACUCACAACGGCGAGAAGCCCUUCAUCUGCAAGGAGAAGAACUGCGGCAAGAAGUUCACCACGGCGGGGAACCUGAAGAACCACAGACGCACACACACAGGGGAGAAGCCUUUUCUGUGCGAGGCAGAUGGUUGUGGGCGAUCGUUUGCGGAGUAUUCCAGUCUACGAAAACACAUGCUCGUACACUCUGGCGAGAAGCCUCAUCACUGCGGGAUCUGCGGGAAGACUUUCUCUCAGUCCGGCAGCAGGAACGUCCACAUGAGGAAGAGACACGGAGAGGAGGGGCUCGGCAGCGAAAGCAGAGAAACAGGAGAGGCUCUGACACAAAGCAGCCUGCUGGAGGCAGACGGCGAAAAUGGAGACGGUAUGGUCACCAUGACGACGACUGUUGAGCCCAUGAAUCUUCACCACGCCAUGCUGAGAUCACCAGGCUCCACAGACUCGGUGGUUGUUCUCUCUCAACCACAUGAAUUGGUGACCAUGACAACCGAAGGCCAUGCAUAUGGAGACGAUGUGGUGGCGCUGCUUUAG
Anoplopoma fimbria (sablefish) is the source of this 1181-nucleotide messenger RNA. RefSeq names its product zinc finger protein 410 (gene znf410). Gene Ontology annotation, molecular function: RNA polymerase II cis-regulatory region sequence-specific DNA binding; DNA-binding transcription factor activity, RNA polymerase II-specific. The record is from RefSeq and is a predicted model, not a curated record. Gene Ontology annotation, cellular component: nucleus. Lineage: Eukaryota; Metazoa; Chordata; Actinopteri; Perciformes; Anoplopomatidae. Gene Ontology annotation, biological process: regulation of transcription by RNA polymerase II; central nervous system development.